Vitrella brassicaformis is the source of this 1684-nucleotide messenger RNA. The record is from the annotation of a GenBank genome assembly. Lineage: Eukaryota; Vitrellaceae.
UGGAUAUGUACACAUAGACCGCGCACACGCACAGACACACAUCAGAUGCAGUGAGUGCAGCCACUUCCUAGCUAUUAACAAAGAAUCAGCAGAUCAGAUCACAGCACGGCACAGCACAGCACAGCACAAACAAAGACAACGAAGCACUCAGUCAGGGCACAUCACGUCAGAUCGCGUCAGAGCUCGGUGCACCGACGACUUAACAAAGAACAGCGCAGGCGACAUCAACACGAAGACCCUCACUGUUGACAUCAACACAUGCACUUACACGAAGACAGACGGUACGCAGUCAGAUCAAAUCAACUAACAGGCGCGACACGCCACACGCACCGUUAAAAACUAUUCGUCAAUCACGAGACUAAUACAGCUUGCACCGCACCGGUCGCGCACACGCAGUGUGCGCAUCAGGCCGGCAGCCAGCAAAAAUCACGGUGACAAAGAAAGACGCUACUAGCGUGUUUGUAUGUACGCAGCCACAGAGACAGCCAGGAGACAUAUGAUAGACACACGAUGAUUCACACGAACCAUCCACGAGCACAACAGUCAGUCAGUCAGUCAGUCACCCACACAUACACACAGACACAGACAGAGAUAGAGCGGUGGCUCCCAUGUCUACAGGCAGCAGACGGGCUUGGAGUUGAUCCACUGCAGGUCUCCCCUGUUGCAGUGGUACUGGACGGGCGCGUGGUCGCACCUGAUGCACGUCUCCUCGGCUGGGCCGACACCCAACACCGGCGGCAGCUCGGCGCCACGCUUGAACUCAAAGCCAUCCGGACACGAAUGCCUGAUCGACACACCCACGUGGGGACAAUGGAUGGAUGGAUGGAUGGGUGGAUGGAUGAGCCCUUCCCUGUGCUGCGCUGCUUACAGUCUCUCUGCGUAGUACUUGAGGACGCACUUGGCGUCACAUAUUUUGAAGCCGAUAGGGCAGGUGAAGUCCACCGGGUGGCUCUUGUAUAUGUGGCACUGCUGGGUGUCCUCGUCCAUUGUGCCGUCAGGGCAAUAGGGCUUGACCGGGCAAUACACGAUCUUCCCAGAGUACUCGCACUUGCUGAAGCACCUGCUGCCGUCUUGAGUCAGCCGAUAGCCCGGAGGGCACGAGUUCUCGGGUGGGACCGUGACCUUUUCAAGGCACUUCUCGCCGGGGAUGAGAGUCGCGUCCUGGUACUCGGCUCUGCAGUACUCAAUAAGAUCAGCGUAAUGGUCCUGGACACACCGAUCGCCCUCCACCACAUAACCCUGACACACGCAGGCAGACAGACACACAGACAGACAGACAGACAGACAGGCAAGACACAGAUGAGUCAAAACGUCCAGUGUGUGUGUGUGUGUGUGCGUGUGUCCCUACCUGCUCGAAACAGUAGUAGUGUGGCUCGUGGCGGAACGGCUUGAGGCACUUGUGAGCCGCCUGGUCAUACAUAAAGCCGGGGGGGCAGUGAGGGUGAGCCUCCUCCCGAAACGGACACUGGUUCGCAGCUGCGAGGGGCACACAAGCCGCCAGGAGAGCCAGCGCACACACCACGACCGCACCACACUUCAUCAUCACAAUCGGUCGUUGCAGAAGGAAGACGUGAAGGAAGACGAAUGAUAGGAAGGAGGGGAGGAAAGAUGUGAGCUGCGGACGAAGCAAGGAUAAGAUCUGCGGAGAAUGCCGAUGCCUGCGUCCUCCCCUGGCCUCCCUGCG